UUUUGAUGUAUACACAAGUAGAAGAUAAUUUCUUGAGGGCUAGUUUAUGGAGAUGUACAUUAUUGUGAUGUAUCAUGGUUCAUCCUGUAUAUUAUUCUCAAAGAUACUGAGUCCGGAACUUAUAGAUGAUCUCACAAAAAAUAAGGAGAGGAGGAGUGGCGGGGGGUGAGAUUUUAAAUCGAAUAUCGAAGAUUAUUGUAAAAUAGAGUAAUAGUCUCUAAACUCCUAAAGGUUUUAUGGCGGGAAAGAAUCGGAAUUCUGUUGCACAACUCAACAGAUUACUUCCCAUUCCAAUCGAACUUGAGAAUCACGCGGGUGAUAAUGAGAUUUCUCAUGUCACAAAUGUAUUGGUUGGAGAUCAUCAUAUAGUUGGAGAUACUUCUGGUUAUGUAGUUUGGACUAUAAAAGUAACAUUGAACGACUCCGCGUUUUCAUCGAUUAUUUUAUACAAGCGAUACAGCGAUAUCGAGAAGUUUAGAACUAAUUUAGUGCAAGCGCACCCUCGAGAAAAUAUACCUAAUCUACCUCCAAAAGACGCAUUUAGUGUUCUGAGAAUGUUAAAGCUGGAGAAUUGGCUCGAAGAAAGAAGAAGAGGAUUACAAUGGUUUUUAACUAGUAUCCUAUUGAAUCCUCGAUAUCUGGAAGAAAUUAAAGAUUUUCUUUUAAAGUAGUAGCAUUAUACAAAUGGGAUAUAGACGCAAAAAAAUAAAAUGUUGGUCAUAUACUGUUUUCCACGACCAAACUGUUUUGCACCCCUCAUAAUUAUCGGUGCACUGAAUGAAGAAGAAGAAAGGAAAAGGAAGAAAAAAAAAAGACAGACAUAAAUUUAGCAUUCUAUAAGCAACAGGUUGCACGAUAGUUUCAAAUAUAAUACGAGUCUAGAGAGCUAGCAGAGAUUUACAUUUUCUAUAAGUAAUUAAUUAAAGAAGGUACAUAC
Messenger RNA from [Candida] anglica, 937 nucleotides. The record is from the annotation of a GenBank genome assembly. NCBI's taxonomy places the organism in Eukaryota, Fungi, Ascomycota, Pichiomycetes, Serinales, Debaryomycetaceae.